Molecule: messenger RNA, 534 nt
Organism: Rotaria sordida
Lineage: Eukaryota; Metazoa; Rotifera; Eurotatoria; Philodinida; Philodinidae
Source: the annotation of a GenBank genome assembly
AUGAAAAUCGAUCAACCAGUAUUGAAUAAGGAUGAUCAAGAAAAGAUAAAUGAUGAUCUUCUUUAUGAUCCUGUUGAAGAAGAAGAAGAUGAUGAUGAAAAACGAAUGAGAAAUGAACGUCUCAAAUCUCGAGAAAUUAACAUCACACAAAAACCAGAUGCAUCAUCACUUCGACCAACUGAUGCAGUUCUCAUUUGUCCUGGUUGUAUGUUAUUAGUUUGUCACGAUUGUCAAAGACAUGAAACAAAUCGAAAUCAAUAUCGAGCAAUGUUUGUCUUUAAUUGUACAAUUGAUGAAAAUCGUAUUGUUCAUGUGUCGAAAACUAACAGUCAAAAAUCAUUAAAACAAAAGAAAAAGAAUAGUAAUAAACGAUUUAAAAGAUAUGAUCCGGAACCUGUAAAUACGAAAAAAGAACAAGAAGUUCAAGACGAUAUAUUAAGACCUAUUUUAUGUAGUGAAUGUGGAAUAGAAUUACAUGGUUAUGAAUCGAAAGAAGAAUUGUAUCAUUUUGCUAAUGUACUUGCUAGCCAUUAA